Haemonchus placei is the source of this 585-nucleotide messenger RNA. Lineage: Eukaryota; Metazoa; Nematoda; Chromadorea; Rhabditida; Trichostrongylidae. The record is from the annotation of a GenBank genome assembly.
AUGAAAUUCGAGGAGAAGGAGACACUAAUAAUUGUAAAGAACAAUCCACUGAUUCCUCACUCUGUAAUUGCUUCACUCAGAAUCCUUUGCCAAUUCUGUGAUAUCCAGUACUACAAAUCAAAAUGCGAUGGAUUAACCAGUAUAGGAAGCGCCGAGGAGUUUGUGAAUAUGUGUGCCGGACAACUAGUAAUCACCGUUAAGGGAUCUACUGUUAUCGAUCAGCAGCUUACCGAGACACAAGUGAAUCAGCAGCUUACCGAGACACAAGUGAAUCAGGUGUUCUCUAAUGCCUAUGAAGUCCAUAUGUGCCUCAGCGUCAGCAGUACUCUAAUCCAAAAUCUUACGUUCCCCAACUUGAUGCGAUGGAAGAGCUGCCGUAAAGGUCAACCGGCUCUAAGUGUGAAGAACAACGUACGACUGACCCACCUUGGCUUCCCCUCUUGUACAAUGAAAGGCUGUAUCGACCAUGCCGUUAUCAGCGGUAAUCCAGUUCUAUCUCAACAGCAACAGAGCACGGUUGGGCAGUGGUGUAACACCUGCGACUUCGGACAAGGACAAGGUUUGUUUAGCUUCGGGUCAUCGUGA